AUGCGUCUUCACCUGCUUCAGCUCCAAGUGCUUGUGCUCCAGCUCCUGCAGCUCCAAGCCUCGCAGUUCGGAGUCUCUUUUGGCGAUACUUCCGUCUCACAACUCGUUCGUCAUGUUGCCGCAAAGUUUUUCGAGAAUCCGCGAGUCGCCGAGGUUGAUCUUCCUUUCCUGAGUUCGAGUCUGAAAAUGCAGGAAAAGAUUAAAAAAAAGAUCUUCGAUAGGCCUUUUCGGUAAGGCUUUUCUGUGGUCGAAUGCAUCAGCUAGAUGCUUCUUAUCAUUUUUUUUGUUAAAAAAUCCCAUUUUUUCUGUGAAAAGUCAAUGUUUUAAAGCUACUUUUCGCUGUGUGGAUCGAGAACCUGUCCUCAAAUCGAUUGCGUCGCGGUUUAUAUGAUCCAAUGCCUCUUCUCUUUUUAAGCUGAAUCUGAUUCCCGUGAAAAACCUUCAAAAAAAAAAAAGCCGCCUCGAAAUUUUAUUGAUUCAAGUAGCCAAAGUUUUACCGCUUCUUCGAGCUGGGGAUUGUUUAGUUUUUCGUGAGACCGCGCAAGUUUUAGUGCGCUGGCGGCAGGAUGACCUUGUAGACUCGCAAGACGAAGAGACUCGGUCCACAAGAUAAACGUGAGAUUUGACCUCAAUAUCCUUUUUUUUAGAUCAAAGAGUUGCUAGCUCUGAGAACUAGAUUACUGCGUGAAAUUAGUCGGCUCCAUAAAAAACUGCAAAAAACCCUCUUUUAUUUUUCUGCGCAUAGUGAAUGCCACGAACCUCCGUCAGGAGAAACUUUUUGCAUACCAACUAUAAAAUUAACCCAUAGAUUUUCUAUACAGUCAUUGAACUCGCCAUGGGAAAAAAAACCCAGAGACAAAAAAAGGACAUAAGAGCUUGUUAAGUUACCUGUUGUUUUUCUUUAGAAACAAUAAUUUUCCGAGUUGAAAGGGUUGGUUUUCAGGUUUUGUUGAAAACGAGGGAUUCGCCGUCCUUCGGAAACAUCGCGCAGCUCGACCUUUUCAGUGUAGUGUCCUACCGUAACGUUUCGAUUCGAUUCCAUCCCAAUGCCGUUCAGAUCUUCUUUGAAAGGUUUUUUUUCUGGGAAGAUGUGCGCUGAUAUAACUCUUUCAGAUGAACAAAGCUGAUUUCAGCAUUUAGAUUAAAUUUUCUGUAUGCUUUUGUUAUUGCUGAAAUUACGUUUUAAGGUUACACGUGAAUUCUGCGGCGAAUUUGUCAGAAGUCUCGUGGCCGAUCAUAUUCUCUGAUAGCUAUGUCAACUCCCACAUCAAGGCAAUCUUUAUUUUUUCUUUGCUCCGAUUUAUUUCAUUCUUUAGAUCGACCACGGCUAUCUGAAGUUGAAGUUGGAAGAGAACAAAAUGUCCCUGGCCAAAUGUUCUUUGUAUUCCCCCUUGGUUGACCUCAACUUUCGGGACAGCUGGAUCAUCAACAAGGUUGCAUUUUGGAGACUCGUUUCUUACCUCACAAUGUUGGUCAAUGCUGAGUGUUCAGGGUAUUUCUGCGAUGAGCUCGGUUAUGUCUUCGCUUUUCGAAUCCUUCAUAUGUACCCUUCUUGACUCAUCCAUAUCGGAUUUGAAGCACAGCAGUGAAAGGUUAGAAACACUGAAGAUUGAAGAUCAGUUUAUAUUAUCAGUUUUAGGAAAUUCCCAGUUUACGACUAUCUGCCAAAAAAGGUGCAGGAUCACAUGGCAGCAAGGAACACCACUCUUUUCUAUAAGUACUCCAAAAAACCUCUUCCUUGUUAAUCCAUCUUUCAGGUUGGAGAAUAUUGAAGCGAGCGAGAAUCAAAUGUCUCUUCGAGCUCAAAUCGAGUGGCAGAAGCAGGUUGAGUGAAUUUUCAUCCUUAUUGAUUUCGUUUCCUUUGAAAAACGCGUUGUUCAGAUAAUUGAUGAUGAAGCUUCAAAGCUGUUAACAGCAGAAAGUAACUCUUCGCUUCUUGAGAUGCAGAUGACGCGAGAUGACGUGGUCACCGUCUGGCUUGAAGACGCCAUUCUCAACGAAAUCUUGGAUCAGGUGAACAUUUGCCUUUCUUUUUUUUUCUGAACUUUUAUUGAUAGAUUGACUGGAACUUCGAAUGGAUGAACGAGCAAAUUGCUGUGUCGAGCCCUAUAAUCCCACAAGACUCAAGGUACUUUUCCUGAGAGUGGCCAAUCAAAAAAAAAGUUUCGCUCUCCCGAUUAAUCGGCUGAACAGCAUGAAAAAUUUGAAACAAAUAUAAUUAAGAGAGUUCCUUUCUACUCUUUGCACUGAGUGCUACUUCCAAGUCAAUGUUAACGCCAAGGGAAGACCAUCGAUCGCAGCGACCAACGAAUCUCUCGUGCUCACCAAGUCAGUAUAGAGCUAUGAUCCUUCUCAUUCCGAUUUCAGAACUGAUCGGAUACACCUCCAAGUGGUGAACCCUGGCAAAAACACCACCUCGGUGUUUGUUUCUUUGAUCCUCACGAUUCAAGCUGAGUUGAGACCCACCUUUGACGACGGCACACUGAGGUUAUACUGUAGGACUGUUUCAUACAAAUCCUAUUUAUUCAGAACACAAGUGCAAUUGUUGGACACGGUAAUCGUCAUGGAGAAAGGAGCUUUUCCUAAAACAUGGGCUUUCUUCAUGGGCGAUCUUAUAAAAGGUGCGUCUUACGGCUCAGCUGCGAAAAAUUUGAGCUCUCAGGGAUGAUAAUGGACAUGCUUUGGCCAGAACUGAAAAGUACCAUCGAAGAACUCAGCUAUGGAAAAGGAGUCAAGCUGAGCAAGAACUGCGGAAUAGACCCUCAUAGCAUUCAGAUUGACAUUGGUCAGUUUGAGCUUUUCGUUGCUUCAAAGCGAGUUUAAUUACAGGGGAAGGGAGCUUUUCAAUAAGUACCAGACUUGUACUUCCCCUCUUCAAUUUCGACAAUUGUUUGGCUGAUCUGCGAAGCUCAGUACCGAGCAAUCUGAAAAUGUUUUCGCAGCAAAACUGA
Caenorhabditis auriculariae is the source of this 2951-nucleotide messenger RNA. Lineage: Eukaryota; Metazoa; Nematoda; Chromadorea; Rhabditida; Rhabditidae. The record is from the annotation of a GenBank genome assembly.